This is a messenger RNA of Amoebophrya sp. A120, 3096 nucleotides long. The record is from the annotation of a GenBank genome assembly. Lineage: Eukaryota; Dinophyceae; Syndiniales; Amoebophryaceae.
CCGUCUCCAGGGUCAACAUCUCCGGUGCCUGAUUGACGGCUCUCGGACUGUACAAUAAAAGGCUCAGGUUUAAUAUUGUUCCUAGUUGCACCUCGGUUCUAUGGGGGGACAAACUAGCGCCGCGGAACCGAGAACGGCCUUUUUUCAGGGCCCACAUAUUCGGGGGGAUUUUAGGUUUCGCGAAUUGCACAACAUGUUGCCGCUCUUCAGGUAGCGCGCAACAUGUUGCCGCUUUUCGUUGGAAAGGGCAUGUGUCUCCAUGAGAAAUGCACCCACAGCGCUUCUGGCUCUGGAUGCUUCGGCUGAUGCCGGGCGCCACUAAUGUAGUAAGUAACGGGGCUUGUUAAACAGACUCGCUACAAAUAUUGGCGCCGGCGGCGGCCUCCUGUGAAGCCGACCUUUUCGAUUUGCGUUUGCCCUCCAUGCACGUGCAAAGCAGUGAGCGCCUAGCAUGGCGCUGCGGGAUUUUCAUCAAUUUCCCCGGAGUGACCUUCAGCCACAGCCGAGUGCCAUCGCGGCGGCUCUCGCCCUUGGGGCGAUUCCGGCGUGGCGGCUACGGCUUGGGGCGCCCGCACGAAAACCAAAAGGGCUCCGCGUGUGUGUCGGCUUGGCCGGGGGCAAAAAGGAAGGCGGCCGCGCGACCUGUCUUGGUUGCCCGUGGGCAUACAGUCCCUACCCUGCGGGUGGUUUUUGAUCCGUCGCGCAGCUCGCCGCACGUAGCAUACCAGCGGCGGCGUUGUCGCCUUGUUGAAAAGCCUUCGGGCUUUGUGAGGCCCGUCCACAGGUCGGCUUCGUUUCCGUCUCGCGUCGGUUGCUGGCGCCGGCGCUGCUCUCCUUUUAGUCCUUUUAGUGACUAUGCGGGCCCCCUCCACCCCAAAUAUUCAGUAUGCCGCCCUGAUUGCGAAUAUGUGGGGUGGUAUAGCCCCACAUAUUUGCCAUACCCCCCGGCAUAUUCACUAAAAGGACCCUGCGGCGCUCCUGUUUUUCAUCCCUUCUCAGGGGUCAACAUCUCCGGUGCCUGAUUGACAACUCUCGGACUGUACAAUAAAAGGCUCAUUAUUCUUCCUAGUUCUAUACCUCGGUUCUUAUCCGCGGUCGUUUGAUGCAUUUUUUUGAAAUCAGACGGUCGGAACCAACAGAACGGACAGCACGAUAGAAUUUCUACUGUAAAAACUUUACGACGUCUUUGCGUCAGCUUCGCCAAAGAAGAACCUCCUGGGAUGAUUAUGCUUAUCAACGAUGAUGAAUUUGAUUCUGCUAUGCGCACCGGCCCGAGCUGGCGAAACCUAGUCAGCCUCGGGGCGGAUGUAGUUGUCCUACAUGUCGUGUUGUAAACACUUUUAUUUUUUCGUCCGAGCUUGAAAGGCAGUAGAUCCUGCCUUCUUGUGCUUCUAGAGCUGUAGUUUUGAAGAUGCCUCGAGCUGGACUUCUUGGCUCGUCGUCACAAGUUUUCUAAAUAGGGCAAAAAAAUAAAAAUAGAAGGGGUAGAAUUUUUUAUCAAAGCAAGACUACUGUGCUUUUUUUUCUUUUUCUUGAAUCGAUUCCACCGCGCGGCCCCGAUAUAAUAGAGACCUAGUACUAGUACGACACUUCUUAUAGCUGCAACCUUCGCUUUUUCUGGGGGGGUUCUUCAGAUUCUCAAUUGCUUUUUGCGAUUGCCUAUAGCUUCUUUUUGAUUCAGCUCUCAGUUGUAUUGAAGUCGAUGAGGGCGAUGAUGUAGCGAAUUUUUGUACCAAGUUAGUUCCGGAAUCUGUACCUGCAGAAUCACAGCCGCAAGACCCGCAUGGAGAAUCGGACGUAAUAUGUCCUGGACAAUGUCGUGCAUCCUUCCAUUGCAAAACCCUCCUGUUUCUAGUAUAAGUCGUCCAAUAAAAUAGAAGGCCACAAGGAGAAGGUUUGUACCCCGCUUACUACGUACAUCAUGAACCCUGUUGUACUAGCGCAUGUCCAUGCUUGAUAUUGACAAUUCUCGCUACGAAUAAAAAACAGAGAAUACUAGUACCAGCUGAUACCCUCCAGCAUAAAAAGAGCCUUUGCCACGGGAAAAAAACUUCCACUUGGACGAGUAGAGUCACGACGACGGCGAAGUAUAGAAUAGGCGAGCGACAACAUCCAAAAGUAUGCAGCAGAGCAAUUUGAAUGCGUAGUAUGAAGCUCUCUUUCAAGAACUAAUUCGCUGCUUCAUUUUCAUCUGUAAAGCCUGGCCCGAUCUCGUCCUAUUGUUGACGUGCGGCCUUGGAGGUCCUCGAAACAAUCUAUCUACUGGUGAGGAAUCCCGAUAGUACCUGACAAACUAUCAGAUAUGGAGAUUCAACAUCUUAGCUUUUUAUCCAGUAGAUGGUGCAGGAAUUUAGACGUAGAAGUAGAUGAUGUUGGGCAAAGUAAGUUGUAACUCUUCCACACCGUACCCAUUUUUUUCCACCAGCAAAUGUAGUUUAUCGUGAAGAUGACCAGGAUGCUGGUCAACAUAGCAGCCUGAAUAGCUCAGCAGUAUUAAUAUCCACCAAGCCCAUUCAAAAUAUUGCUUUGUUUUAUUCAGGCUGGAAGCUGAGAAAACGAUCGACAAGUGCAGGCGGGCUGAAUUAUAAGCUGCACAACAACUACUAUGCAGUGACAUAGUACUGCAGCAUGUUGCACCACGACUGCAAAAACUACCCACUUACACGCUUUAACACGACCAAAUAUCGAUACGUUUAAUACUAUUUUGCUCCUGUACAUCAACGCAAACGCGAUCGAAGACUAUAAUUUAAGGCCACGACUAUUGGUAUUGAUGCAAAAAUAUGCAUAGACUACGUGCGGGAAAUUAAACGAAAAUGGUACGCAAAAAGAGAAAAGCAUUAAGAACCCCUAGAGAACGAAGUAUUGAUACUCGUUAUUGUUUCCAUGCUACUUCUACUUGCAGAAGAUGACAAAAGUCCGCCAAAGAUGAAUCCUAUAUCCCUGCCCAACAUAUGUACUUAAAGAAACAACUAAAAGCACAUGUACUUUGUUGAAGUUAGAACGAAACACUACUAUAAACGGUUCCGUUUCGCUUUCUCUACAAACGAAGACCUGCUUUAUUUUUUCGCAAAAAAUUUCAAGUACUGACACUGACUU